Messenger RNA from Paramuricea clavata, 551 nucleotides. NCBI's taxonomy places the organism in Eukaryota, Metazoa, Cnidaria, Anthozoa, Malacalcyonacea, Plexauridae. The record is from the annotation of a GenBank genome assembly.
AUGGAUGGUGAGGCAACAAUUAACAUAGCAACGAUUGGUCAGGCAGCCGUGAUAGAUUUUGCUGCAGCUGUUUGUGUCAAUGGUGGGAGCAGCCAAGGGUUCAUCCUAUUCACCAGGGUGAGCCAAGGCUGCGUCGUCCAAAUACGGUUGUAUUGCAUACAAACCAUUUGGAGGGUUUGUCCGUAAAGGAUGUUAUUCAAUCAAUUGUUAAUGUUGUUGGUGUGGAUGUUGUUAAAGCUGUGCAGUUAAUGCACUAUGGUCGAUAUAGGGUCACAUUUCGUACUAAUGAAGCUAAACUGGUUUUCUUAUCUCAGCCUUUUAACAUUAAGGAUGUGGAAAUCGAAGUGCAGACGAUUGAGAACCCAAUUGUGGAGGUGAAAGUGUUGUAUGUUCCCAGUGAAGUGCCCAAUAAAGUUGUUGCAGAGUUUCUUGGUCAUCAUGGGGAAGUGGAGACGAUAACACACGAAAUGACGACGGAGCAUGGCUUCCCCACGAUUGAAAUAGGAACAAGAGUCACCAAGAUGACUGACAUUAAAACCGAUAUCCCAUGA